CCUCCGGGCCGCCCCCGCGCAAGCCCCGCCCCGCCCCCGACCGACCCUCGCGACGGACGGACUGACGAGCAGCUGCCUCCGAGCGAGCAGCCAAGAUGGCGGCGCCGGCGGGCGGGCGGAGGGAUACGCGCGGCGCCGGAACGCCCUCCGCCAGCAGCGCCGCCUGCCGGGGAACAAAGCGUCCGGGAGGGAGGGAGACAGGGCGGAAGUGCGCUCUGCUGGCGGAGGGAUCAGGCACUGCCGGCGGAGGUGCGAUUCGACGCUUCCGGGGGCGGGAGGGACCGGCUGCUGCCCUUGCCCGUGCCCGAACGUUCCGGCCUCGGGGAGUUCCGCGCGGCGCCGGCGAGGAGGCCAAGCCCCCCCCCCCGGCCCCGCGCCCGCAGCAGCCCCGGCGGCACCAGGCCCGGCCCGGCCCGGCUCACCUGCCCUCAGGCGCGGCGCUGGGCGGGCGGGGAGCGCGCGGCCGAGGGGAGCGGAGCAGGAUUGGGCUCUGCUGGGCUGCCCCGCUCGCGGCGCGGCGCAUCGCGGCGCGCCCCCGUCUGCCUGCCGGUCCCGCCGUGCACGAGCCGGGCGCUCCCGCCGCGCCGCCAUCUUCCGUCCGUCCGUCCAUCCUGCUCGCCCUUUGUCCGCCUGCUGACACGGCCGGGCGGCGACGGGACCCCGGCAGCGGGCGGGCUGGCCGGCCUGCCGGCCGGGACAGCCCCCUCCGUCCCUCCCUCCGUCGCCCCUUGGCCGUGCGGGCUCGUGUCCUCCUGACCCGAGGCGGCCCCGGGCGGGGAACCAUGUCCCGCCGGAAACAGGCCACCCCCAACAAAGUGCCCUGGAAGCAAGUCUUCGCCGGGUUGGAGGAGCAGGCUCGGCAGGCCAUGAGGAGAAGGGACUUCCCGGGGCAGCCGCCGCCGCCGCCGCCGCCACGCCAAGAGAGGGACUCCAGCAGCAGCGACAGCGAAGGGGAUGAAGAGACCACCCAAGAUGAGGUCUCUUCGCACGCCUCUGAGGAAGACGGAGCCCCAGCAAAAGUCAAGCAGGAGCUGGAAGCUGAUCAACAGCUUAGCCACCACGAUCAGAUGGAUUUGAAUGUGAGCCCAGAUGCCCUGAUGGGACUCUCUCGCUGUCCUCUCUGUCAGCUGGAAUGUGGAAGCAGGGAACAACUGGUCACUCAUGUUUACCAGCACACAGCGGCUGUGGUUAGUGCCAAGAGCUACCUGUGUCCCGUCUGUGGCCGAGCACUCAGUUCCCCGGGCUCCCUGGGCAGGCAUCUUCUCAUCCAUUCAGAAGACCAGCUGUCCAACUGUGCAGUAUGUGGGGCACGUUUUACCAGCCAUGCUACUUUCAACAGCGAGAAGGUGCCAGAGGUGUUAUGUGCAGAUGCCCUGCCUGUUUCUCUCCCCGAGAGUUCUUCUGGCGCUGAAGAGAAGACUCCUGCUUGUAGUUCCCCUGUGUACCCUGCUGGCAUUCUCCUUGUGUGUAAUAGCUGUGUGGCCUACCGCAAGCUCCUGGAAGCGCAGUCUCCGGGCGUACGCAAGUGGGCCUUGCGACGGCAGAAUGAGCCCCUGGAGAUGAGGCUACAGCGAUUGGAACGAGAGCGCACAGCCAAGAAGAGUCGCCGAGACAAUGAAACAGCCGAGGAGCGAGAAGUGCGGCGCAUGCGGGACCGUGAGGCCAAGCGCCUACAGCGGAUGCAGGAGACAGAUGAGCAACGAGCACGCCGGUUGCAACGGGACCGUGAAGCUAUGCGUCUGAAACGUGCCAAUGAGACACCAGAGAAACGACAAGCUCGGCUCAUCCGUGAACGGGAAGCCAAGAGGCUGAAGCGGCGGCUGGAGAAAAUGGACAUGAUGUUGCGAGCCCAGUUUGGCCAGGAUCCUUCAGCAGUGGCAGCGCUUGCUGCGGAGAUCAACUUCUUUCCGCUGCCUGGGGGUGGUGUGGAGCUGGACGGACAGUUGCUCAGCAAAAUGGCCUUUGAGGAGCCGAGUCCCAGUGCCCUGCAUUGAGGUGCUGCACCCUUAGAACCAGCCAGCCCUUGGACAACAUUGCAAGCAGCCUGGGAGCGACUUGGGACCCGUGACAUGGGAGCAGAGGGGAAAAUAAAUCAAUUGCUCACACUUUGUGGGCUUGGCAGCAGCCUGAGUUAUCCAUGCUUCCUUGAGGGCGUUGGCAAAGACUAGCAUGGACAAAGGCAGGUACAGCUGUGGCCAGCAAUUCUUUCAGAGGCCUAGGCUAUUUUAAAGCAGGGAGAGGGGCCCAAAAUCUACCUCUGCAGCAAGGACCAUGUAAGCACAUGCAGCUGCUGCUCUUUUGAAGAGACCGUGGAGGGACAGCCUGGAACCAACAGCAAAACACGGGUACUGCUUGGCUAGAAGUCUUCGUCUCCCAGUCACUGGCUUUCCUCCUAGGGGGGGCCACAGAGUGAUGUUCCUCUUUUGGGUCCUGCCUUUCUUCUGCAAAAGGAAUUCCAUAUUGCCUUGUGUCUUUGCGUUGCCCUAAUUGCCUCGGGAUGAGUCCUCCUCCUCCUACUGAUUUCUGGUGGGUAACCGUGUCGGUCUGCUGUAAGAGCAAGAUUUGAGUCCAGUAGCACCUUAAAGACCAACAAGAUUUCCAGGGUAUAUAAGAUUUCCAGGAGUCAAGUUCAUAGAAUCAUAGAGUUGGAAGGGGCCACACAGACCAUCUAGUCCAACCCCCUGCCCAGUGCAGGAUCAGCCUAAAGCAUCUCUGACAAGUAUUCAUCCAGCCUCUUCUUGAAAACUGCCAGUGAAGGGGAGCUCACCACUUCCCUAGGCAGCUGAUUCUUAAAAGCUCCGUACCCUGCAGUACAACCUGCUUUGGAUUUUCCAAGACCAAAAUGGAAACAUUUGGCAAUAAGCAGGGCUCCGUUCUGAUGUUCCUGCAAUUUCACAAAGCUUAGAGGCACUGUACACACCAUGCUGUAUAAGCAUCAGGGGCAGUCAAGAAAUUUGGACCCAUGUGGGUGAAGAGCACCUCAUCUGGGCACUGGUAGAAAUAGUUCUGUUGGUUAGAACAUCAGAGUUAACUAAUCUGUUGCCAUGUGUGCAAGUUCCUGCUAGGACCGAAAAGCCAGCCCUGCUUCAUUUGGUCUGAAAGUGAACUUUCCACAAUCUUAAAAGGACGAAGCUGUGUGAAGGGCAACUCAGGUUUGCCUCUUGAUGCUUGUGUGAUCUCUCCCUCGGUUACUUUACUCACCAAGCAGUCAGUGGCAUUCCUGAAUCACGCUGAGGAUGUCUUUUCACUUUUCAUUUGCUGGUAGAGCCUUCACCUGCUCCAUCCUGCUGAAAAAUAUGUGGACUGGCUUUAUACAGCCCUUUUCUCUCUUCAUAGGCACAUAUAUAAGAAUGGGAUUAGCGUGGGGGGGGUGUCUCUCAUAUUGGCACAUCUGGAUCCCCCUACCCACUUUGCUCUGUGUCCUCCUGUCUACUGUGGUGGAGAGGUGGGCAGUGGCAGGACAAGCUGGAGCUGCCUCCAGCUUUCCAUCCUUGACAGCUCCAAGUAUAUGUCAUUGCAAGUUACAACCACAACCCAAACUAAUGCUGAAAUGGCAGGAUCGUCAACAUCUGGAGAGGACAGUAUUAACUGGGGGAGCAUAACCCAAUUUUUUUAAAAUGUUACAAACCCGGAGGGCACCCCUGUAUCAUAGCUCUAGCUAGCCCAAUGGUGCAGAUUUGCUUAGCCCCCUGCAGGGCAGUUCUGGCCUAUGAGAUAGAGGGAUAUAUUAUCAGAGAAGGUGUGAUUCAGCCACGAAGGGCACUGAGCAACACUGACCAGCCAUUCUCAGCCUAGCCCACCUCACAAGAGUUGCAGUGAGGCUAAAAUGAGAAGUGGAGAGGCACGUAGUCCUGGGACAAAAAAUGAGAGAUCAGAGAAGGGCCUCCUCCCUGUACUUGGUUGGGUGAAGACCACAUGAGGGAGGCAAUUUACUGGUGGUGUCACAUUUGAAGGCCAAACACCCCAAGCUGAUGGCCCACAGACAGGCCUCACGGUCUUCAGUGAAGGCCCCGUAGGACUCCGGGGGUUGCCUCACAGAGGCCAGAGGCACUUGCCAGUUUUUUCCCACCCAUGGCUCCCUCAUCAUGACACUGCCCCCCCCCUUCCUUAUCGCUAUGCUGGCUGCGCAGUCAGAGCCUGCUCCCAUCAGCUGCCGCAGCCAGCAUGUGCCGCAAGGGAGAAGCAAGAAGCAGACACGGCAAAGGAAAAGCUAUUGGUUUAUAAUUAUAUAGAUAUAUAUAUAUAUGUGUGUAUAUAUGUAUAUAUACUGUGUUUACAUAGUCAACCAGUUAAAUGCAGUAUUCAUUAAGAGCAUUAACAAUAAAAAUACAAUCUGUGUUGAAAGA
This is a messenger RNA of Eublepharis macularius, 4346 nucleotides long. It is a transcript of the gene ZNF821, whose product is annotated as zinc finger protein 821. Bases 96 to 1994 code for a protein of 632 amino acids. Gene Ontology annotation, molecular function: DNA-binding transcription activator activity, RNA polymerase II-specific; RNA polymerase II cis-regulatory region sequence-specific DNA binding. Gene Ontology annotation, biological process: regulation of transcription by RNA polymerase II. Gene Ontology annotation, cellular component: nucleus. NCBI's taxonomy places the organism in Eukaryota, Metazoa, Chordata, Lepidosauria, Squamata, Eublepharidae. The record is from RefSeq and is a predicted model, not a curated record. The transcript is spliced from 6 exons.